Messenger RNA from Misgurnus anguillicaudatus (oriental weatherfish), 3864 nucleotides. Lineage: Eukaryota; Metazoa; Chordata; Actinopteri; Cypriniformes; Cobitidae. The record is from RefSeq and is a predicted model, not a curated record.
AGAGAGAGAGAGAGAGAGAGAGAGGUGUGACUUUGAACGUGAGCAGAGCGAUUAAAGGCUGGUGGAGCGCGCACUUCAGAGAGAGCGUGAGGAGCGCGUGCUGGAACAAACACAUUGAUCUCGAUAUACGAGAUGUCCAACAUGGUGACCCCUGCAGACUGGACGACUGCCGUCAAAGUUUUCGAGAACCAAACGGCAGACGGAAACACAUCCUCGAAAUUCAUCGACUCUGAGUUUCGUUACACCCUCUUCCCCGUCUUCUACGGCGUGGUCUUUGUCUUAGGAUUGGCAGCCAACUGCUACGCACUUUAUGUAUUGCACAAUAUGCGGGACUCUAAAGCCAUGAAUGAGAUUCGCAUCUACAUGACCAACCUGACGAUUGCAGACUUGCUGUUCGUGUCCGCUCUACCGUUUUGGAUCGGGUACUACGCGAACAACGGCGACUGGAAGUAUUCGGAUGUUGUCUGUCGCAUCACAGGGUCGUUCUUUUUUAUUAACACCUACUGCUCCGUCUUCUUUCUUGCUGUUAUCAGCAUUAAUCGUUACUGGGCUGUUACCAGGCCACUGAUCGCUGCUUCUUCCGACUGCUGGAAACGUGGAGCGAUCAUCUCAGCGGGCGUCUGGGCCGUCACUCUUUCAGCUUCGAUUAAAUUUCUCAUUGAUCCUGGGCUCCAGAAAGACGGCGAGAAAAACCGCUGCUUCGAGGGUUAUCAUAACGAGACUGAUGAUACGAAAUACGCAGUCGCCACAACGCAUUUCCUUAUUAUCGGCAUGUUUUUUGUCGUCUUCUUAAUGGUGAUUCUGUGCAACAUCUCGAUCGCUCGAACUCUUCUGUCUCAACCCAUCAGUCAGCCCCGAGCCAGUACGGGGAAGCGACCCGGCGGCACAAAGCGGAGAGCUUUGAAGAUGCUGUUUGCCGUUGUGGGCGUGUUUGUGAUCUGUUUCCUACCCCAUCAUGUGGUGCAGGGUCCGUGGGUUCUGGCAGUGUUGGGCCUAAGAAAAGAUAAAUGGAGCAAGGAGACUCAUCAACUCCUUAAUGAUGCUCAUCAGAUCACACUCAUGCUGAUGGGAUUAAAUUGCAUUCUGGAUCCUGUGGUGUAUUGCUUUGCCACCACAAAGUUUCGCAAAUACAUCCAGGGUCACUUUAAAAAGGUCAAGAAUAAGAAAAACUGCUCACGUCAGACGCUAAGCACGGCUAUGUCUUUGAAGAGCAGAAAUUAGACCGAGUUAUGAAUGUUGCCAAAAGUAUAGAUGACUCUCGAUGUUCGUUUAUUAAUUUAUUAAUUCAUUUCACAAUUCAAAGUUUGCUCCACAGUUACUUGCACGCAUUGGUGGUGUAGCAACUAAACUAUUUUAAGCGUUAUUAUUUUAUGUGUUUGUUAAAAGAAUGGCUUAAAAUGAAAAAUACAAACUUGUAUGACACAAAGCUGUCGUAUGGCUUGAGAUAACUUGAAAUGUAGUCACAUGGACCACUUUGCGGUUGUUGUGUUGUUUUUUUAAGGCUUGAAGCAUACAAAACCAUGGGUUACAGAUCAUGGUUUUGCCAAUGGUAAACUUUUCGUAAGGGUUGUUAGUGCAGUGUUUUGCCGACGGUUUCAUGAAGAAUGAUAACGUUUAUGCCAGAAGCUGAAGAUUGACAAAGACAAAUAAGAGGUCACAUGUGGUUGAUCUGUAAGAUAGCUUUUAUUUGUUCUCAAAAUAACCUUGAAGUUGCUGUUUAUCUUUUUGUCUUUGCAGCUCAGUCUUUAAAGCAGGACACAAUCUGCAUCAAGGUUGUGAGUUUAACUGAAAAAAAAAAUGUUUGAUUGCACUGUAAGUCGCUUUCUAUGUAAUUUCUAAUGUAAAUGUAUUUAUAAUCUUAAAUGCACUUUGUAAAAAAACAGCUUUGAGGUAGUUUGACUAUGAAAACAAAUAUUAAUUGUUUUGACUGAAUGGGCGUAAUGUAGCUUUGUUACUGUAAGCAGCGUUUCUGUGCAGAAUCAUCACUGAAAUUAUAGCACUUAGGGGUUUCCCGGACAGGGUUUAGUUUAAUCCAGGACCUUGACCUUUGUUUUAUAUUACGAAAUUGCAUAGUUUUUACAAAAAUAUAAUACUGGUAUGCAUCUUGAGACGAAACAAUGGCACUGAUAUAUGUUCAGGCAGCUCAAACAUGCAUUUUAGUCUGGGACUGGGCCUCGUCCAGGAAACUGCCCCAUAAUGUUUUAUUAGUAGUAUGAUGAAAAAAUGAACUAAUAUGCAGUUAAAGGUGCAGUGUGUAAAUUUUAGCGGCAUCUAGUGGUGAGAUUGCUCAGUCCACUGCUCACCCCUUGCUUUUGAAACACAUAGAGAAGCUACUGUAGCCACCACCGGACAAACAGGUCAUCGUCGGAGACAACUUAGUAAAAAAGUUUGUCCUUUAAGGGCUUCUGUAGAAACAUAGUGGCCCAAAAUGGCGACUUACAUGUAAGAGGACCCUCGGUAUGUAGAUAAAAACGUCUCAUUCUAAGGUAAUAAACACAUAACGAUUCAUUAUGAAAGGUCUUUAUACACUCCUGAUAAUAUAGUUUUGUAUAUUAUUUUGCAUUUCUGUCAAGAGAUCCUUCUAAAAAUCACACACUGCACCUUUAAAGUAUUGUUUAUUAUGAAUUCAUGCUAACUAAUAACAAACAAAACCUAAUUGUUAAGUGGUACCUUAAUAUGUUUGGUUUUAUUAAAUAAUAAAAAAAAUAUAUAUUUUUAUUGUUGUCAAUAUUCUUUUUUUUUUUUUAAGUUAUAACAACCUAAUUAUUAAAAUUAUUGAGUUUUGACUUGUGACGUUGAAUUGACAUAACCAAGUUAAAGUAACAAAAAACAUAUAUUGAUAUGAUAUAAUUUUGACAGUGUGUUGUACAUUUUUGUUUAUAUGUAAACUAUAUAUAUAAUCCUAAUUUAGCGGGUCACCUUUUACAUUUACAUUUAGGCAUUAAGCAGACGCUUACAAAGAUCAAGAAACAAUCAAGCGAUUUGUCAUAGGGAGGCAAUAAUACAAGCGCUUAUACCAAGUUACAAGUUUUUACAAUCCGGAAACAAUACCUGUUUAGAGACAAAGAUAAUUCGUUUUUUCUCUAUCGAUAUUCGAUAAUUUCUCUAUCUUAAAUGAACAGCGAGCUUAGGCUCACAUGCUGUAUCUGAGUCACAUGCUUGUUCCUGGUUUCCAUCUCAAGAACUUUUUCAGGAACUUUUCUUUUCUUUUGCAAUAAUUUGUUGCUCAAAAGGAGAACUUGAACAUUUCAAAUGAACAAAAUGUCUUUUUAUAUUUGACUUACAUUGAUAAGUUUAAAAGUUCAACAUUUUGAAAUGGCACUCAGAAAGAAUUUUAUGUUGUGUUCCCAACUUCGGACAUUUCAAUUGUGAAAGGUAUUGUAUUGUUAUUUAAAAUAGAUUGUAAUAUUUCUUGUUUAUAUUGUUUUGUAUUUUGUAUGGUGUACAAUUAUAUUUUUAAACCUUGUCAGAUGUGUUCAUUUUAUAAAAUAUGACUUUUUCCACACUGAAAUCUUUGAUACAUACAGUAAUUUAUGCUUAUCUGUGUUUUUCUUUGAUAUAAUAUCACAUUUCAUGAUAUUAUAAUGGCGCUAAUGAUUCAGCUUUAUGUCCAUCAAGCAGGAAAUUAGGCAAAAAUGUGUUGCUAAUGUCUGCUAAUGCUUCAGACAAAUGUGUGUAAUGUUCAGAAAGAUGGGUUAUUGAUGACUCCAUUUUAUUCUCAGGCAACUGUGACUCAGGCAUAUUAUUGUGCGGCUACUAUUUAUUCAAGUUCUCAAGAGUUCAUUCAUCUUUGUACAUAAAAUACUAAAGUUGAUGUCCAUGUAAAUUUAAAUCAAUUCAAUAAACUUUGUUCAUUAAGCUGGA